Molecule: messenger RNA, 1338 nt
Organism: Hordeum vulgare subsp. vulgare (domesticated barley)
Lineage: Eukaryota; Viridiplantae; Streptophyta; Magnoliopsida; Poales; Poaceae
Exons: 4
Coding region: 41-1330 (429 amino acids)
Source: RefSeq, a predicted model, not a curated record
UGCGUGGAAGACGAUCGAUCUCGUGGGAGGCGCUCUGGAGAUGCAGAUGGAUCAAUCGGGUGGCGGGGAUGCAGAUGGAUCGAUCUCGUGUGCGGCGCCGACGACCGUGUCAAGGGCCCCCGGUUUCACCCGGGUUUCUCCCUUGCCUACUGUGAAUGGCGAACAAGUGCCUGUUGCUCCUGCCGCCGCCGCCGCCGUCGCCGCCGCCAAGGGGAAGAAGAAAUCCAGGGCGAAGAAGGCUGCGCAUCCGCGGAUGCACUUGGACAAGGCUGAAUCCGUUGCGUACAAAGCUAAUAUGAUGGCGAGGGAGGCUGCCAUGGUAGCCAAGGCCAAGGCCGAGGAGGCCCAAGAAGCUGCCAGGAUAGCCAAGACCAAGGCCGAGGAGGCUGAAGAAGCUGCCCAGGCCGCCGAGGCGGCGAAGGAGACGGAGUGGGCGCAGUGCGAGGAAGAAUUGCUCGCCUCCAGGUUCCGCGCCCGCUGGAACGAACAGUACGCCCGCCACGGCGCCACCUUCCAGGAAACUACAUCUAUCCCGCCUAUGCGUUACACUUACCCUACUCCGGAGGAGCAGUGCUACAUCGAGACUGCAGAAACUCUGCAGAUCGUUUCUCUCAAAAUCGUGUCCAUCAAUGACACUUUACACUGGCCACUGGAAGUGUUUGGUAUGGUUGCCGUGCGUGAUAUCUUGGAUCACAAGCGCAACAUUAUCUUCCAGCGACAGAGGAAUAACUGCCAAAUCAUCAAUGCCAAUGAUCCAUACCUAGCAUUGACAGGUCCAAGCCGUGCCGUUGCUGUGUCGAUGGAACCUUCGCACAUUGAGAUUUCACUGAAAGUGAAGGGGGCCACUAAAUCUGAUGAUAAAGACCUAAGCGAGCUAGUUUUGAAUUUUAGAUCUGGAUGUGUGCUUGGAGGCAUUUACCCUAGCAGGCUUAGCACGCUGGAAUUUAAAUACGAUCACAUUCCAUGCGCUGUGGAGGCCACGAUAAGCAUAAAAGUCACUGGUGGGUCUUGGCCAGAUGGUUUUCGAGGUGUGUUUACUGCUUGUGACACUGUAGAUGAUGAUCUGAAAGUCAAGUUACUUGGUUUUGAAGAUGGUGGAUUGCCUGUUGGUGCUGAUGGCAUGAUCAAGCUCUCACGCAGUGUGGUUUCCGCUGGCUUUGAUGAGAUGCUCAAAGUUUCUGCCAUGGUAUAUCCUAUUAACGGCGAUAAAGUUGCUGAUAGUAGCGAGGUAGCCUUAAAACCUGAGAUGGCCGGUAUAAGCCCCCGUGUGCUGAAGGUCGGCUCAUGUAGUAUGGAAGUUAGUGUUGGCUGGUCCCUUUUCUGUCGUUGAUCCUGACC